AUGAAACGUGAACUCAAAGGAGCAGCCGGAGCAGAAGUCCAAAUAUCCCGACGGGCUAUUGUGGAAGAAUUGGAUAACUUGACAACACGAUGGAAUGCCUCUGAUGAGCAUCUUAUCCCCACAUUCAAAGAUAUCUUCGCACCCAUCCGUACGAAUCUUGACAAAAUCGCCAAAAUGGAGACAAACCCCACCAUCUUUCAAGACACUCUUACCCAACUGAUCAAAGAUACGCCCCCCUUCGAGACGAGACUCUCCCAAGACAUUACAACUUCACCUGCUAAGGAGCCACCCGGGGAAACAAAGUCGACCGAAAUGGAGUCAAACUGCAUUAUAUUUCAAGACACUACUACCCGGCAGAUCAAAGAUAUGGCCGUCUUGGAGACAAGACUCUCCCAAGGUAUUACAACUUCAGCUACUAAGGAGCCACCCGGGGAAACAAAGUCGACCGAAAUGGAGUCAAACUACAUCAUAUUUCAAGACACUAUUACCCAACUGAUCAAAGAUAUGGCCAUCUUGGAGACGAGACUAUCCCAAGACAUUACAACUUCAGCUGCUAAGGAGUCACCCGAGAAAGCAAGCUCGACCGAGGAGGAGGCGCUUGAGGCCGAAGUGAUCGAAGAAGUGAUCGAAGGGGAGAAGACGGAAACUCUCACAGAAGCUUGCUGCCGAUUGCAACUCGAGCUGGACGCCAAAGUACGUUGCAAUGAAGAACUUGCGAGCAAAGUGAAAUAUCUCGAGGAGCGGGUGGCAGCACUUGAGGCGAAUGCGGAAACUACCGCAUGGCAAUCGGACUCUGAUAUUUGCUUCUGUGAUCGGAACGACGGCUGUUUUAACGUGGGCUGGGAAUGA
Molecule: messenger RNA, 849 nt
Organism: Penicillium verhagenii
Lineage: Eukaryota; Fungi; Ascomycota; Eurotiomycetes; Eurotiales; Aspergillaceae
Exons: 1
Coding region: 1-849 (282 amino acids)
Source: RefSeq, a predicted model, not a curated record